AGGAAGACUCGCGAGACUAGGGAGCGCUGGUCGGAGGCGGUCUGCGGAGGCCGGCGUCGGGCCGGGGAUGGGGCGGAGUCGGCCCGGCUGGCCGUGGGUGGCCGUGCCCGGUGCCGCGCUCGCUCGGCGGGGAGACUGAUCGGAGGCGCGAGGUCUCGGCCCUGGAGGGUCCAGGGUUGGCGGCUGCAGCGUUGAGCCCCCGGUCUCCUCGAGGAAUCGAGAGCCGAGUCUCCCUGGAGAGAUGAGUUGCACAAUUGAGAAGGCGCUUGCUGAUGCUAAAGCUCUUGUGGAAAGGCUGAGAGACCACGAUGACGCAGCAGAGUCACUCAUUGAGCAGACCACGGCCCUCAACAAGCGAGUGGAAGCCAUGAAGCAGUAUCAGGAAGAAAUUCAAGAACUUAAUGAAGUUGCAAGACAUCGGCCCCGCUCCACAUUAGUAAUGGGAAUCCAGCAGGAAAACAGACAAAUCAGAGAACUGCAACAAGAGAACAAAGAAUUGCGUACAUCUCUGGAAGAACAUCAGUCUGCCUUGGAACUUAUCAUGAGCAAGUAUCGAGAACAAAUGUUUAGGUUGCUAAUGGCUAGCAAAAAAGAUGAUCCGGGAAUAAUAACGAAGUUAAAAGAACAGCACUCCAAGGAGCUGCAAGCACAUGUGGACCAGAUAACUGAAAUGGCCGCAGUGAUGAGGAAAGCCAUUGAGAUUGACGGGCAACAGGGCUGCAAAGAACAGGAACGGAUACUUCAACUAGAACAAGAAAACAGAGGCCUAAGAGAGAUCCUUCAAAUAACUCGAGAAUCCUUUUUGAACCUGAGGAAAGAUGACGUGUCAGAAAGUACAUCACUGUCAGCGUUGGUGACCAACAGUGACCUGAGCCUGAGGAAGAGCUGAAGCGUCCCCGAUUGCCAGGACCCAGCUAUGCACCCGUGACCCACUCAGCAGUC
This is a messenger RNA of Ochotona princeps (American pika), 942 nucleotides long. RefSeq names its product FGFR1 oncogene partner 2 (gene FGFR1OP2). NCBI's taxonomy places the organism in Eukaryota, Metazoa, Chordata, Mammalia, Lagomorpha, Ochotonidae. The coding region runs from base 242 to 889 and encodes 215 amino acids. The record is from RefSeq and is a predicted model, not a curated record. Gene Ontology annotation, biological process: response to wounding. The transcript is spliced from 6 exons.